Messenger RNA from Mytilinidion resinicola, 1355 nucleotides. RefSeq names its product amino acid transporter. The transcript is spliced from 5 exons. Gene Ontology annotation, molecular function: amino acid transmembrane transporter activity. Gene Ontology annotation, cellular component: vacuolar membrane. The record is from RefSeq and is a predicted model, not a curated record. NCBI's taxonomy places the organism in Eukaryota, Fungi, Ascomycota, Dothideomycetes, Mytilinidiales, Mytilinidiaceae. Bases 49 to 1293 code for a protein of 414 amino acids. Gene Ontology annotation, biological process: amino acid transmembrane transport.
GACCCAGUGUUCGGCAACGAAGAUGGCGACGGGAUCCAUUACAGGUCGAUGGAGUGGUGGCACUGCGGUGUCUUGAUGCUUGCGGAGACGAUAUCCCUGGGCGUUUUGUCCUUACCACAAGCAGUCGCAACGCUUGGGUUAGUCCCUGGCCUCUUACUGAUCUUCUUCCUCGGCAUAAUCGCCUACUGGACAGGCUUUGUCGUAGGAGAGUUCAAGAAGGCAUAUCCCCAGGUCCAGAGCUUUGCGGAUGCUGGUGAGAUGAUCGCUGGACCUGUCGGUCGAGAGAUCAUGGCGGUCUCCCAAAUCCUCAUCCUGAUCUUCAUCAUGGCCGCCCACGUCUUGUCGUUCUCUAUCGCGAUGAAUGUCCUGACUGACCACGCAAUAUGCUCGGUCUGGUUUGGGGUGAUUGGCACGGUCGUGUCCUUCAUCUUUGGCCUUCCCCGCACGUUUAAGGGGGUUUCAUGGGCAUCGAUAUUUUCGUGCAUAUCUGUCAUCGUCGCCGUAACCGUCGCAAUGAUUGCCAUCGGGAUUUCGAAGCCUGAUAUGGGCCACAUCGUCGCUAUCCGCCCAGACGUCCCGGUGAUCAAGGGCUUGGGUCCAGUCAUGAACAUCAUCCUCGCAUACGCUGGCCACGUCGCCUUUUUCUCGUUUUGCGCCGAGCUUAAGAAUCCCAAGGACUUCCCAAAAGCUCUCGCCUUCAUGCAAAUCACCGCCUGCACGUUCUAUAUGCUCAUCGCGGCCGUCAUUUACUAUUAUGCCGGACGCGGCGUCGCAUCACCUGCUCUAGGCUCUGCAUCGCCUAUUGUGGCCAAGGUCUGCUUCGGAAUCGCGCUGCCCACUAUCGUCAUCGCGGGUGUCGUCAACGGAUCGGUAGCUUGCAAGUACCUCUACGUGCGCUUGUGGAAGGGUACAGACGUCAUCCACGAAAGCGGGAUUAAGGCCAUGGGAAGCUGGUUUGGGAUUUGCGGUGUGGCGUGGGUCGUCAGCUGGAUAAUUGCAGAGGCCAUUCCGAGCUUCAACUUGCUUCUGGGUUUCAUCAGCGCCCUCUUCUGCUCCUGGUUCAGCUAUGGUCUUCCUGCCGUUCUCUGGAUCUACAUGAAUAGGACUAAGCUGUUUUCAUCAAAAGUAAAGACGGCAGGUUUCGUCUUUAACGUGGGGGUUUUCCUCUUGGGCGCAGCCAUGUGCGUUCUAGGUCUCUGGUCCUCAGGCACUGCGCUGGCGUCUGGUGCUGCUGGUGAGGCCUUCUCAUGCAAGAACAACUACAGCGCCAAGUCCGCUGCGGAUUUGAAGUAAUGCAACUGAGUGCGGCGCGUUUUGCUCUGACAGUAAAUAGAAUAGAGGUAUGAAAAGUGCUG